Molecule: messenger RNA, 7027 nt
Organism: Anguilla anguilla (European eel)
Lineage: Eukaryota; Metazoa; Chordata; Actinopteri; Anguilliformes; Anguillidae
Exons: 24
Coding region: 34-5256 (1740 amino acids)
Biological process (GO): regulation of DNA-templated transcription; chromatin remodeling
Cellular component (GO): nucleus; chromatin
Source: RefSeq, a predicted model, not a curated record
GUUUUAUUCUUCCAGUUGUGAGAAGACCGGGCCAUGUCCGGCCCUGGCAAACGCAUCCGCAAGCCGUCGCUGCUGUUCGAGGGCUUCGAGAGCCCUGCGCUGCCCCACGCCACGCCCUCGGGCCCGCCCCCUCCACCGCAGCCGUCCGUCAAAGACCCCAGCCGGCAGGGCAGGCUGACCAAUCAGCUCCAGUUCCUGCAGAAGGCCGUCACCAAGGCCCUGUGGCGGCACCACUUCGCCUGGCCUUUCCACGAGCCCGUGGACGCUGUCAGACUCAACCUGCCGGACUACCAUAAAAUCAUCAAGCAGCCGAUGGACAUGGGCACCAUCAAGAAGCGGCUGGAGAAUAACUACUACCGCAGUGCCAGCGAGUGCAUGCAGGACUUCAACACCAUGUUCACUAACUGCUACAUCUACAACAAGCCCACGGAUGACAUUGUGCUGAUGGCCCAGUCCCUGGAGAAGGUCUUCUUGCAGAAGGUGGCCCAGAUGCCGCAGGAGGAGAUUGAGUUGCCCCCACCUGCGCCGCGGGGGAAACCGGGGAAGCCGGGCAAAGGGUGCAAGGCAAACGUGUCGGGGGGUGUCACUACAGCCCACCAGGUCCCAGCCGUGUCCCAGUCAGUGUAUUCCCCCCCCACCCCCGAAACUCCGGACUCGCUGCUAUCCACCCCCCCACAGACCCUGCUGGCCAAAAGUCUGCCCCCCACCAUCAGCCCGCCUGCCCUGCUGGGACUGCCCCCCACGCAGCCCACCGCUAAGAAAAAGGGUGUGAAGCGUAAAGCGGACACCACCACGCCCACCACCAUGGCCCUGCCCCUGACGCCGGGGAUCCGGAUGGGCGUGGGCGGCGGGGGUGACUCUCCACUGACCCUCUCGUCCCUGGGGGUGGAGCCAAAGCCGGGACUGGGCCUGGCGAGGGGUGGGGUCGGCGGGGGCGGGCCGGUCCUCCUGCAGCCCAUGAUGGCGGGGAGGGGCCCGGCGCGGCGGCGGGAGGGCGGGCGGCCCAUCAAGCCACCACGGAAGGACCUGCCGGACUCGCAGCUGCAGCACCAGCCGUCGCGCCGCGGGAAGCUGAGCCAGCAGCUGCGCUACUGCAGCGGCGUCCUCAAAGAGCUGCUCUCCAAGAAGCACGCCGCCUAUGCCUGGCCCUUCUACAAGCCCGUGGAUGCCUCCGCCCUCGGCCUGCACGACUACCACGACAUCAUCAAGCACCCCAUGGACCUCAGCACUAUCAAGAGGAAGAUGGAUAACCGUGAGUACAGGGACUCCCAGCAGUUUGCCGCGGACGUCAGGCUCAUGUUCUCCAACUGCUACAAGUACAACCCUCCGGACCAUGACGUGGUGUCCAUGGCUCGCAAGCUGCAGCUCUGUGGGUGUGAGUGUGGCGGGGGCCGGAGGGAUGGACCGGGCCAUGUCCGGCCCUGGCAAGCGCAUCCGCAAGCCGUCGCUGCUGUUCGAGGGCUUCGAGAGCCCUGCGCUGCCCCAUGCCACGCCCUCGGGCCCGCCCCCUCUGCCGCAGCCGUCCGUCAAAGACCCCAGCCGGCAGGGCAGGCUGACCAAUCAGCUCCAGUUCCUGCAGAAGGCCGUCACCAAGGCCCUGUGGCGGCACCACUUUGCCUGGCCCUUCCACGAGCCCGUGGACGCUGUCAGACUCAACCUGCCGGUGAGCGCGUCUGCACCCGGCCUUCCACACAGCACCACGGGCCUUCCGGAACCUUCCGCCAUUCGUGUUUCCCAGGCCCCUCUGCACAGGAAUGCAUGUUCCUGUGGGACUACCAUAAAAUCAUCAAGCAGCCGAUGGACAUGGGCACCAUCAAGAAGCGGCUGGAGAAUAACUACUACCGCAGUGCCAGCGAGUGCAUGCAGGACUUCAACACCAUGUUCACUAACUGCUACAUCUACAACAAGCCCACGGAUGACAUUGUGCUGAUGGCCCAGUCCCUGGAGAAGGUCUUCUUGCAGAAGGUGGCCCAGAUGCCGCAGGAGGAGAUUGAGUUGCCCCCACCUGCGCCGCGGGGGAAACCGGGGAAGCCGGGCAAAGGGUGCAAGGCAAACGUGUCGGGGGGUGUCACUACAGCCCACCAGGUCCCAGCCGUGUCCCAGUCAGUGUAUUCCCCCCCCACCCCCGAAACUCCGGACUCGCUGCUAUCCACCCCCCCACAGACCCUGCUGGCCAAAAGUCUGCCCCCCACCAUCAGCCCGCCUGCCCUGCUGGGACUGCCCCCCACGCAGCCCACCGCUAAGAAAAAGGGUGUGAAGCGUAAAGCGGACACCACCACGCCCACCACCAUGGCCCUGCCCCUGACGCCGGGGAUCCGGAUGGGCGUGGGCGGCGGGGGUGACUCUCCACUGACCCUCUCGUCCCUGGGGGUGGAGCCAAAGCCGGGACUGGGCCUGGCGAGGGGUGGGGUCGGCGGGGGCGGGCCGGUCCUCCUGCAGCCCAUGAUGGCGGGGAGGGGCCCGGCGCGGCGGCGGGAGGGCGGGCGGCCCAUCAAGCCACCACGGAAGGACCUGCCGGACUCGCAGCUGCAGCACCAGCCGUCGCGCCGCGGGAAGCUGAGCCACACGCCGCCUAUGCCUGGCCCUUCUACAAGCCCGUGGACGCCUCCGCCCUCGGCCUGCACGACUACCACGACAUCAUCAAGCACCCCAUGGACCUCAGCACUAUCAAGAGGAAGAUGGAUAACCGUGAGUACAGGGACUCCCAGCAGUUUGCCGCGGACGUCAGGCUCAUGUUCUCCAACUGCUACAAGUACAACCCUCCGGACCAUGACGUGGUGUCCAUGGCUCGCAAGCUGCAGCUCUGUGGGUGUGAGUGUGGCGGGGGCCGGAGGGAUGGACCGGGCCAUGUCCGGCCCUGGCAAGCGCAUCCGCAAGCCGUCGCUGCUGUUCGAGGGCUUCGAGAGCCCUGCGCUGCCCCAUGCCACGCCCUCGGGCCCGCCCCCUCUGCCGCAGCCGUCCGUCAAAGACCCCAGCCGGCAGGGCAGGCUGACCAAUCAGCUCCAGUUCCUGCAGAAGGCCGUCACCAAGGCCCUGUGGAGGCACCACUUUGCCUGGCCCUUCCACGAGCCCGUGGACGCUGUCAGACUCAACCUGCCGGACUACCAUAAAAUCAUCAAGCAGCCGAUGGACAUGGGCACCAUCAAGAAGCGGCUGGAGAAUAACUACUACCGCAGUGCCAGCGAGUGCAUGCAGGACUUCAACACCAUGUUCACUAACUGCUACAUCUACAACAAGCCCACGGAUGACAUUGUGCUGAUGGCCCAGUCCCUGGAGAAGGUCUUCUUGCAGAAGGUGGCCCAGAUGCCGCAGGAGGAGAUUGAGUUGCCCCCACCUGUGCCGCGGGGGAAACCGGGGAAGCCGGGCAAAGGGUGCAAGGCAAACGUGUCGGGGGGUGUCACUACAGCCCACCAGGUCCCAGCCGUGUCCCAGUCAGUGUAUUCCCCCCCCACCCCCGAAACUCCGGACUCGCUGCUAUCCACCCCCCCACAGACCCUGCUGGCCAAAAGUCUGCCCCCCACCAUCAGCCCGCCUGCCCUGCUGGGACUGCCCCCCACGCAGCCCACCGCUAAGAAAAAGGGUGUGAAGCGUAAAGCGGACACCACCACGCCCACCACCAUGGCCCUGCCCCUGACGCCGGGGGUCCGGAUGGGCGUGGGCGGCGGGGGUGACUCUCCGCUGACCCUCUCGUCCCUGGGGGCGGAGCCCAAGCCGGGACUGGGCCAGGCGAGGGGUGGGGUCGGCGGGGGCGGGCCGGUCCUCCUGCAGCCCAUGAUGGCGGGGAGGGGCCCGGCGCGGCGGCGGGAGGGCGGGCGGCCCAUCAAGCCACCACGGAAGGACCUGCCGGACUCGCAGCUGCAGCACCAGCCGUCGCGCCGCGGGAAGCUGAGCCAGCAGCUGCGCUACUGCAGCGGCGUCCUCAAAGAGCUGCUCUCCAAGAAGCACGCCGCCUAUGCCUGGCCCUUCUACAAGCCCGUGGACGCCUCCGCCCUCGGCCUGCACGACUACCACGACAUCAUCAAGCACCCCAUGGACCUCAGCACUAUCAAGAGGAAGAUGGAUAACCGUGAGUACAGGGACUCCCAGCAGUUUGCCGCGGACGUCAGGCUCAUGUUCUCCAACUGCUACAAGUACAACCCUCCGGACCACGACGUGGUGUCCAUGGCCCGCAAGCUGCAGGAUGUGUUUGAAUUCCGGUUUGCCAAGAUGCCAGAUGAGCCAGUGGAGGAGACUCCCCCUUUGUCCCUGAGUGGUGGUAUGGGAAUGUCCGCAGUGCACUCCUCCUCCUCCUCUUCCUCCUCAUCCUCUUCCUCAGAGAGCGAGCCCAGCAGCGAGAGUGAGAGCGAGACGGAGAGCAGCCCCAGCUCAGACAGCGAGGAGGAGAGAGCACACCGGCUGGCGGAGCUGCAGGACCAGUUGAGAGCUGUGCAUGAGCAGCUUGCAGCGCUGUCCCAGGGCCCCAUCUCCAAACCCAAGAGGAGGAAGGAGAAGAAAGAGAAGAAGAAGAGGCGGAAGCCGGAGAAGCACAAGGGUGGCCGCAGGGCCGUGUCUGACUACCUGGAGAGACCCGCCAAGAUCCCCAAGACAAAGCCUGGCAGAGCAGCCCCCACUUCCACACAGGGCAAGAAAGCAGCCGGCAAGAAGAGCAGCAAGAGCAACAAGUCCUCGAAGAAGUCGCAGUCAGUGGCGGCGGCGGCACCGCGCUUCGCCCCCGUGGCGCCCUCUUCGUUGCCGCCGCACUAUGACUCGGAAGAGGAAGAGGAGGGGCGGCCCAUGAGCUACGACGAGAAGCGGCAGCUGAGCCUGGACAUCAACAAGCUGCCGGGCGAGAAGCUGGGCCGCGUGGUGCACAUCAUCCAGUCCCGCGAGCCCUCGCUGCGCGACUCCAACCCCGAGGAGAUCGAGAUCGACUUUGAGACGCUGAAGCCCUCCACCCUCCGCGAGCUGGAGCGCUACGUCAUGACGUGCCUGCGCAAGAAGCCGCGUAAGCCCUACGUGGUGAAGAAGGCAGGCAGUGGGAAGUCCCGGGAAGAGCUCGCUCUGGAGAAGAAGAGAGAGCUGGAGAGGAGACUGCAGGAUGUCAGUGGCCAGCUCAACUCUGCCAAGAAGCCACCAAAAACCAAGGCGGAGAAGCCCAGCGGAGUGGAACCCCAUGCCAUGGUCUCCCGCCUCAGCGCCAGCAGCUCCAGCUCAGACUCUUCCUCUUCGUCGUCCUCCUCCUCUUCCUCGGACACCAGUGACUCAGACUCGGGGUGAAGUCUGGCGUGGACCCACAGGAGAGAGGACAGCUCUAGGCAGGGCUGCAGCCCAAGCUGAGAGAGAGAGAGGACAGCUAUAGGCAGAGCCACAGCCCGAGCCGGGAGAGAGAGAGAGAGGGAGAGAGAGAGGCUCAGAACUGCACACGACGGGCUGUACGAUAGCUCUGCCACCUGAGGAGCGAGAAUGAGCCGAGCACAGCUCAGUCUCAUCCACUCCCGACCCGACACCUGUCUAUUCUUUCCCUCACUGUGUAAAUAUAUGUACAAAAAUGACCCUAUUUUUCUUUUAUAAAGAAGAAUUUUAAGGAAAUCCCUUAAGAGGGAAAUGGAAGAAUGAAGGGAUGGAGAACAGUCUUUGGGAAGAAUGGGAUGGUUGCUUUUUGUGUGUGAUUGCUUUAACUUGCUUCAAUUGGUCUUGGGUCUUUUGAAUUCAAAACCUGGGCUUCUGUGUCAAGCCCUUCUUAGGAGCAUGAGAGUCACAAGGGGAAGAGGUCCAAAAUGUCACCGGAUGAAAGUUCCUCAUGUUCAUCAGAAAGGUUCUGGUCUUGUCAAGAUGCAGGCCUCAGACUGAGGGUUAUAGCUAAAAUCCAGAAGGGUCCAGUCCAGCUCACCAAAGGUGCUUUUACAAUGCUGCCAAUCAAAAAGGCAAAACUACUACACUGAUGUAAGACCACACAGACAUCUUUCAUUUUUAGUUUCAGUUUUAUUACAAACACAAAUCCACCAUUUACAGUGCCGAUUCUGACAUAGUUCAAGUUCAUACUGUGUAGUAUUUGCACUGAUGGAAAUACUUUGGACUGAUGGUUUGUGGUUUGAAUAUGCUUACAGUGGUUCAGUUUGCUGUUUACAGGGGUUACAUAGCAUUUUGCAAUGUAUAAUUGUGAAGAAAUGCUUCUUUUUUCUUUGACUAACAGCUAUUUAGAGUAAUCUGAGGCCCUCCCCACUCCACUUAAUAUUUAAAUAUAAGUUCAGAAAUGUUUCAGGUUAGGUAAUGACAAUGCUAUUGCUUAUUGGAGCUAAAUGCAGCUGUCACCAUUUCAGGGUGGUGACUGAACUUUCCACAUACAAUAUGUUGGCCAUAUAGCUUUGCAUAUCCAUUAUUACUGAUUGGCUCCUGGCUUAUUGUUUGUUGAUUGGCUCCCGACUCACUGUAUGGAUGGUGUAUAUCUGUCUGUUUAGCGGUACAUUUACAUAGGAGGAAAUCAUGCUUCCGCCAGGGCAGCAGCAGCUGAACAGAAAGAGCCAGAAACAGGAGCAGUGAUGGGCGUAAGGGAGGUACAGAAUUACCCUGGAGACUGAAGAACUAAGCAAGUGGAAGAGUUUUGGUGCGAGCAUUGAUUUGUAAUUUAUUUUUAUGGCCCAGUUAAAGGUGUGAGAUGUUUUGUACAGAGACUGCACAGAUCUCCCGCUGAUGCAGGGCCCAGGAUGAACAACCAUACAGAUGUAAUACAGAGGUACAAAUGAAAGGUAUGGAAGUGCUAAAUAACCGUUUUAUAAAAAUAAAAAAUAAGAAACAUUGUAAAUAUUUCUGCACUUGGACAGCUGAACAGCAUGAUUCUACUCGUGAGUUACUUUUUCUGUAUUUUGUUUUUCUUUUGCAUCGUUUAGUUUUUUUCUUUAGAACCAUGGCGUUUUUUUUUUUUUUUUUUUCUUGGUAAACUUUCUAAGAAAAUGACACAAAACCACUUUCAGAGAAGCAUCAGUCUUAUGCAUCUGCAAGCAUACCUUUCUGAGAAGAGUGUACAUAUUAAAGAGAAAUGCUCUUUAAA